Messenger RNA from Bufo gargarizans (Asiatic toad), 6314 nucleotides. RefSeq names its product FA complementation group M (gene FANCM). NCBI's taxonomy places the organism in Eukaryota, Metazoa, Chordata, Amphibia, Anura, Bufonidae. Gene Ontology annotation, biological process: double-strand break repair via synthesis-dependent strand annealing; replication fork reversal; interstrand cross-link repair. Gene Ontology annotation, molecular function: four-way junction DNA binding; nuclease activity; 3'-5' DNA helicase activity. The coding region runs from base 132 to 6221 and encodes 2029 amino acids. The record is from RefSeq and is a predicted model, not a curated record. The transcript has 23 exons.
GGAGGCCGGAAGACCGCAAGCAUCACGUGACCGGGGAGCUGCCUCCGCCAUAUUGGAUGCGGCAAGAGGAGACUGUGGGUGACGUACUUCCGGGGCGCUGAUUUCAAUCCCCGGACCGUAAUGUCGUGUUUAUGUCACGUUCACAUGGAGCCGGAGGGAUGAACGGGAAGCAAAAGACCCUCUUCCAGACAUGGGGCCCUGCUGUGGCCCCUGAGCCGAAGAGACUGCCGCAGCCUUCUGCUAAAAAUAGUAAAGGAAAGAAUUGCAGAAAAAAUGCGUCCUCACAGGGGCCCCCACUUAGGGCCAAUGCACCAGUUUGGCCCCUGGCUGCCAGGCAGGAGGAGGAGGAUGAUGAUGAUGUUCUGCUGGUGGCUGUAUAUGAGGCUGAGGAAUCUCUAAAUCAAGGUGGGCCCCAUGGGCCGGGCCCCUGCGGAGCGCCCCCCGCCUGCCCCCCUCCUCAUGCCACCGACAUCCAGAAUUUACCGGGCUUUGACCUGUCAGCCGGCGGUGUCUGGAUCUACCCCACCAACUACCCGCUGCGGCAGUACCAGUUCUCCAUGGCGCAGGCGGCCCUGCUGCACAACACCCUGGUCUGCCUCCCAACCGGCCUGGGCAAGACCUUCAUCGCCGCCGUGGUCAUGUACAACUUCUACCGCUGGUACCCGUCCGGGAAAAUCAUCUUCAUGGCUCCGACCAAACCGCUGGUGGCGCAGCAGAUCGAGGCCUGCUUCCGGGUCAUGGGCAUCCCCCAGGCGCACAUGGCGGAGAUGACGGGAACCACCCAGGCGCAGAGCCGCAGAGAGAUAUGGCAGAAGCACAGAGUCUUCUUCCUGACCCCGCAGAUCAUGGUGAAUGAUCUGACCCGUGGCGCCUGUCCCGCCAGUGACGUCAAGUGCCUGGUCAUCGAUGAGGCGCACAAGUCCCUGGGCAAUCAUGCCUACUGUCAGGUCGUACGAGAGCUCAGCAAUUACACGGCACAGUUUCGGAUCUUGGCUCUGAGCGCUACCCCUGGCAGUGAUACCAAGUCUGUGCAGCAAGUCGUGUCAAACCUGCUGAUCAGCCGGAUAGAGCUGCGGUCGGAGGAUUCCCCGGACAUCCAGCCAUAUUCCCAUGAAAGGCAGCUUGAGAAGUUUGUGGUGCCUCUGGGAGAUGAACUGGAGGCCGUGCAGAAGUCCUACAUACAGGUCCUGGAGACAUUCGCCGGGCGUCUGAUACAGAGCAACGUGUUGUCCCGGAGGGAGAUCCCCAACCUAACGAAAUAUCAGAUCAUCCUGUCUCGAGACCAGUUCAGAAAGAACCCGCCGUCCAAUAUAAUGGGGGCUCAGAUAGGAGCGGUGGAGGGAGACUUCGCUCUUUGUAUCAGCCUGUAUCACGGCUAUGAGCUGCUGCUACAGAUGGGAACCCGUUCUCUCUUCUUCUACCUGCGCUCCAUCAUGGAUGGCUCUAAAGGUAUGAAUCGGGCAAGAAAUGAGCUCGGCAGAAACGCCAACUUCAUGGAUCUUUACCAGCGUCUGGAGGCCAUGUUUUCUUCUGGCAGUGGAUCUGAUGUGAAGAAACCUUUUAUCUACAGUCAUCCAAAGCUGAAGAAGUUGGAGGAAGUUGUGAUCCAGCACUUUAAAAAUUGGAAUAAACAAGGUCCUGGUUCCUCCAGCAGUUCUUCGGAAAACACGCGGAUCAUGAUCUUCUCUUCGUUUCGGGAGAGUGUCCAAGAAAUCGCGGAAAUGCUCAACCAGCAUUAUCCGGUCGUGCGGGUCAUGACCUUCGUGGGCCAUUCAUCCACUAGCAAAGGAGUUAAAGGUUUCACCCAGAAGGAGCAGCUUGAGGUAGUGAAGCGUUUCCGGGAGGGUGGGUAUAAUACGCUGGUCUCCACCUGUGUAGGAGAAGAAGGCCUGGACAUCGGAGAGGUGGAUCUCAUCGUAUGCUUCGAUGCCCAGAAAAGUCCUAUCCGCCUGGUCCAGAGAAUGGGUCGAACCGGAAGGAAACGCCAAGGACGUAUAGCGGUCAUAUUGUGCAAAGGGCGAGAGGAGCGGACCUAUAACCAGAGUCAGUGUAAUAAGAGGAGCGUCUACAAAGCCAUCCUGGGGACUGACACGGAUCUGCGCCUCCACCAGCAGAGCCCGCGCAUGGUUCCUGAUGGGAUCCAUCCAGUGGUGCACAAGAUGUUCAUCACACAAGCAGCCUACGACGUCGGAGAUGCAGCUGCCCCCAGAGACAGGCGUUCUAGUGCGGCCCACCGCAGAUCGUCCGUAUUCUUUGGUGCAGAAGACUCCAUGAAAGAAGACUGGCUGCUGACUAAUGCCGAGUACGAGACCUGGGACCGAGCGUAUCGUCUAAAGGAAUCGGAUGGAACGACGGAUGUGAUUUUACCCAAGACCCACUUUGAUCUUUUCAGGGACUCUGAUGCCAUCAUUGAACCCGUCCCAGAAAACGUCCGGACGCUCUCCCUGUCCGAAUGGAGCUUGUGGCAGAAUCGGCCUUUUCCCACGGACUCUGUCGAUCACUCUCAUCGUUGUCAGAAUUUCAUUGCCGUCAUGGAGUUGAUUGAGCAGAUGAGAUUGGAGGAGAACGGUUGCAAGUAUGAUGAGGAAAUGAAGACGUUAUUGCAGGAGGAGAACGUCCAGCCAUUGCGUAAAGACAAUAGAGCGUGUCCCGCCGCUAGUUUAAAGGCCAAGAAAAAGUUGCCCGUCGUCAACAACACAAAGACUUGUAAGAACUCCACUUUGUUCUCUCCGUUUGAGCCUGAUGAAGAUUUUAGGUCGACGUCGAAGGUUUCGAGAAACACAAGAUCGCUCUCUGCCGAGCCUCUCCAUACAAACUCAAUAGUUAAUAUUUCGGAGGUGGAAGAAGCCGGUGCCUUGGAGGCCGAUCUAGUUCAUGAUCCCGCUGAUGAAAUGGAAAUUGAAGAGAACAAAGAAUCUUCCAAGAAUCCUACAAAUCUGGAAGAUGUUUCAGCAACAAAUUGCCGCACGACUGAGUACGAUGAGGACCCCACUGCUCUUCUGUCAGAUUCCUUCUUUUCUCCUCCAUGUGAAUCUCAUGACGUUGCUCUUGAGUUUGCCAAUGACUGCAUUAAUGGAGUAAGGCAAAUACUACUGCGGGUCAAAAAAUUCUUAACUUCUUCCCCUCCACCAUUAACUGAACUGGAUUCCUUGGUUACUGUAGAAAUCUCUCCUGAAACUUCAGCAGCCGAGAUUCUCUCUGUGCCACAUACAAAAUCUGAACUACCGCCUCUACCUCUGCAGGGAUUUCACAGCCCCUUAAGUCAACCAGAGUGUGGACCUGGUCCUACACAGGUUAAUGGAGAAGGGUUACAAUGGAGAACGCACCAACCGCAAAAUAAUGGAGACCUUGUGGAGACUGUUGACACCAGUGGGGUGGUAGAUGAAAGAUCACUACACGAUCCUCCGUGGGACGAUAUUUUUGAUUCUGAUGCACAAGAUGUCUACGUUGAAAAUGUUGAGUCACCUCCAGCAUCCAGCCAUGUCCUAGAAGAACAUGAAGAGGGCUUUACGAAUAACAGGGAGCGUUUUGACACAUCUACAAGGGACGUCAGAAAGCCAGAAAAUCAUCACGUUAACAUCGAAAAUAACUUGCCCCUUAUCCCCGACCGAAAUAAUACAAAAAGUGACGAUACUGACAUUGAUGUCCCGAGGGCUCCCAGCCCUUCCCAGAGCGAGAAGGUAGAAUAUCCACCAGUGUUGAGGGAAGAACUCAACUUGUUUCCUGACCACCUCGAUGACAGCUUCGACUUGUUUGAGGAUGAAGAAUUUGCAGAAAUUGACCAGUUCACGUCAAGCAGAGCUGGUGCAACAGACAAGACACAUCAUGGAGGGACCAGCGUCAACUUCAAUCUGUUUGACCCAUCUCUACUAUCUGAGGACCCUACAGAACAAGAACCAGAAGACCAGGCCACUUCCAACUCCACUGAGAACACAAAACACAAGGAGGAGGUUGAUUUUGAUGGUUCUCAGGAAUUGUUUUCUGUCAAUUUCGACCUUGGAUUUUCCAUUGAGAGCGAUUCUCCAGAAGGUGAAGAUGACGGACAGCCAGCGAAUGACGGUAAAGAAGGACCCAGCCCCUUCAAGGUCCCCAGCCCCCCCAACAAGAUGAUCUCAAGAGAUGGCUUCAUGUCUACUCCUGUGACUUCCACCUACCAAGCCAUGUCUGACAGACGCCUUUCUCUACUCUCACCCUUACACCCUCUGAAAGAGAGGUUUUCCCAGACUCCGGAAACCUCACACUGUGCCUCGGCCUUUCUAAAGUCGCCCACUGAAAAGAUGGACCGCACCAGAAUGUCUUCCAGUACUUCAGCACACUGUAAUUUGUAUACACCAACUAAGAAGGAUGGACGUAGGGCAGAAAGCACGCCCCCCACACGAGGAGGAAAUCGACCGGAAACCAUCGUGGACCCGUCUAUAACUAUCGGCAGCAGUCCUGAGAGCGAAGAUGAUGUCGUCUUCAGACGGAAAAGAAAAUUGCCCAGCACCGAUGUCAUCAGGUCUCCGGAGACUCCAAGCAGCGAAUGUGAUGUUGACUCGCCGAUGCCUGUGGUUAAGAAGCGCCGACACGUCCUUAACACUCUGGACUCUGAUGAUGAAAACUUUGACCAUCCCCCCACUUAUCACAAGGGAAACGCCCAGAAUGGCCGGAAGCAGGAAGAAUUGCGCGCUCCUAGGCACAAGAAGAAGAAUGCAGCCCGGCAGUUCCUUGACGAUGAGGCUGAGCUCUCAGCAGAAGAGGCUGAAUUUGUGUCAUCGGAUGAGAACAGCGAUUCGGAGAACGAUCAGGACACAUCGCUGGUGGGAUUCCUGAAUGACAACACUCAGCUGUCCCAGGCUUUAGAUGACUCGGAGAUGUACGGCGUAUACCUGAAGUCUGUCCGCAGCCCUGCUGUCGGCAAUCGGUUUAAACUGGUGCACAAGAGGCACAGCAUGGCGGUCUUCUCCCAGAUUCCAGAGCAAGACGAGAGCUACAUGGAGGACAGCUUCUGCGUAGAAGAAAUUGAUGAGGAAGAAGGGGGAUCCAGCGACGAGGAAGAAGUUCAGGCGGAUUUCGGCCUCCUCUGUGAGGACAGCUUUGUUGGAGGGAGAAAACAAUACCGUACACGGCGCAGACUGAAACUCAAAGACGCUGAAACCAACAGGGGCCAACCGGUAAAAAAGAAAAGACGGAUCAUCAUCCAUGAGGACUCCAGUGAGGAGGAGACGCCCAAGUCAGCAGUCAGAUCUCCGGAGUGUUCCUCAAAGUCCUCCUCUUCCAAGCCACCACCAGAUGGCGCCGCGGUGACUAAUAAAGGUUCAGGACGUGACAAGAAGAACUUGCCGGAUGUCUCCCAGAGGGACAGGCGCCAGGUGCGGCUCAGUCUUCAGGCCUCUCUGUCAGAUGAGCUCGAUUUUCAACCGGAAGUCACAUCUUCAUCAAAUAAGAUCAUCCGUCUCACGGAGAAGCUGGAAGACGGGAGCGAUAAGCCGGGUUCAUCAUGGCGGGCUUCCUUGAAUGGCUCGGCGCUCAUGAAGACUCCUGUGUCCACAGCCUCCUGCGUCCUUGCCGACUGCAGAGAAAUCUCCUCCGGACCCGAGGUCAUCACGUACCUGAGGACUUCUCACGGGGUCACAGUGGACAUCUGCUCCCUGGGGGGCUGCGAUUACAUUGUCAGCAACCGCCUAGCCGUAGAGAGGAAAUCCCAGUCCGAAUUCGCCAGCAGCGCUAACAGGAACAAACUGGUCGAGCGGAUCCAGCACCUACAGCGCAUGUUCGAGAGGCUCUGCCUGAUUGUGGAGAAGGACCGGGUGAAACCAGGAGAAACAUCGCGGCUGUUCCAGCGGACCCGGUACUACGACAACACCCUGUCCGCUUUGAUCGGAGCUGGGGUCCAAGUUCUCUUCAGUUUGGACCAAGAGGAGACAGCCGGGCUGCUGAAGAAGCUGGUGUCCCUGGAGCAGAGGAAAAACGCCGGGAUAACUGUGCCCACGCAAGUCUCUGGGCGCCAGCAGGAGGCGCUGCACUUCUACCUGUCCAUCCCCAGCGUCAGCUACAUCGCUGCCCUGAACCUGUGUCAUGGCUUCCCUUCUGUCAGACGCAUGGCGAACAGCUCAGUAGAAGAGAUUGUAAGUAAAGGAAGUGUGAGCAAACAGAAGGCCGAGGAAAUCUACCGCUACCUCAAGUACGUGUUUGAUCCACAGAUGCUUCCGCACAUCGACAAACGCAAGCAGAGCACGUAGCGUUGGAGACGCCGGCGGACCACGCAGGAUCUUAUGCACUUUAUCAUAUCUGUAUCAUAUGUAAAUAAACACUGCGACUGUGCAAACCACGAC